CACAUCAACUCACCACCCGUUGAACCUAUCAUUCCAGCCGCUCUACCAUCCUUGCUUCUGCCAGUCGCCUUCAGCAUCCCUCUCAGAUCACGACCUGCCUUUACACUCAAACUAAACCCGAACCCGCCUGCAGUCCUGUCACCCGGUUGCCGCCCACCGCCAGUUGCCAGUCGACCCUCACCCUCCUCUUCCCAGACGCCGCUACCAACAUUUGAUGGUCCUGCAUCUUCCCGCAUGAUUGCCUUGCACCGGCCAUCUUGAAUCUGUCCGUCCUUUCUCCUUCUGCAGGCACCAAAGGGCAAACACCAGCAUAAGGACUGUCCGUUUACUUCUUACUGGACGCUGUGACUGCGUCUCUGUUUGAUAGUCACCAUUCUCAGCAUUUCCAGUGCCAACGCCCUGCUAUUGUCAUCAACCUCAAGUCCUCCGCCGUCCAGACAAGCCAAUUCUAAUCGCAUUGCAUGUCUCACCCAGCAUCUUAACAGCCUCACGAUAACGCGCUGGUCUUCAAUUCCCCACCUACUGUGACGACCCAAGUGAAACCAUCUUCACACUUCCCACAACCAGAAGAAUCACAAUAAUUCUCAGCCGACUUUAACCGCCCUCUGCCUCUCCCACUUUCCCACCGACCGCACCUUCAUACGUCUGCCUAUCUACAUGACCCUUCUUCUUUGAAAGACCCUCCCCGCCCUUGUCAUACAAUGUUGCGUGCCAUGCGCAAAAGGAUACUGAUCUACAUUACAACCUCACUCCUCUGAUUUCAUCAUGGUCAAAGCAGAUAUCAAGCGGGACUACUACGCUGAUCUGGAUCUUCCUCCCAACGCCGACCUGGAGGAUGUCAAGAAACAGUUUCGCAUACUUGCCAAACGCUAUCAUCCAGAUCGAAACCCUGGCCAUGAGGUGGAAGCGGUCCCCAAGUUUCAAGCCGUGCAAGCGGCCCACGAGAUUUUGAUCGAUCCCGUGGAAAAGAAGAAAUACGAUGAAGGUCGUGCCCGCCUCAACGCAAAACAAGCCCAAACCUCUCAAACCUACACUGCCCCCUUCUCUCCUGACCCUUAUGGCUUCGCUCGGCCACCUGCCCCCAAGCCACCCGGCUCAACUCCCCAGAAUUUUCCCCCUCCGCCGAAGCCAAGAGACAAACGUCCGCAAUUCUCAAUGCCCAAUCCCAAACCCACUUCUACGAGCGCGGACAAGUACGCUGCGUGGGCUCGCACGGUUCCAGACCCACGAGAUCGACCAAGAUACGAUGCCGCCACAUCAGCAGAAGCUGCCAGAGGCUUUUCGAAUAUGAGACAAACUCAGUCAAAUCCUCAAGCCCCUACUCGAAGCACUCGCCAGCAUCCAACGGCUCCAAGACCGCCCUCUGCCGCCGACAAUUUCCACGUCCCCAGCGGAACGUCAGGAGCCUUUCCCGGCUUGUCCAGAACUCAGAGUGCUAGAAAGCCCACAGGAUACAACACAGCCCCCUACGGAUCUGACGAGCCUCAAGCACCACGUUCUGCUUACUCGUAUGUGAGAGGUGACCGUUCCCAGGCUCCUCCACCGAACAUACAUGUUCCCGAGCCGCAGUCCACUCGAGCGCCGCCUGUGACCCGGCCAAGACCUGCUGUGAGCCCUCUCCGUCACACCAGAUCGUCGGAUUAUGAUAUGCGAUCAAAUCAACCAGGUUCUUCACGCCCAUCCGCCAGAUACGCAACAACUGGUGGAGAAAAGACUAACGUACACGGCGACGGUGUUCGUCGGUCAAGCAGCGUCCGUAAUUCCCCUGUUGAUCCCGAAUGGGAGGAAGAUCGUGGCCCUUUCGGAAGACCAACUGCUUCACGUCAUGAACAUGUUCCCCGGCAUCGUAGUGCGAGCCCAAAGGUAACCUCAAACGGAAGAAAUACCACCUAUGCCUCGUCAUCCUCAUCGGAAAGCGACGACGAAUGGGGUACCAUCCACAAUCGACCCAAAGCUACUCCCAAGAGCCGCUCGAAGCCCGGCACCACUCCUACUUUCCAAGCCUUUGCCGAUAAUGAUCCCGCCCUCACUGGCCAAUUUCCAAACACCAACUACACAAAGGUAGUUAAUGACGGCCAACAUUACUACCCCCCACCAGGCUCGAAAGAUCAUACUAGAAACCCCUGGUCUACCACGGUCUCCCCUGAUGCUGAAGUGCCCGGUCAUAAUUUUGCAGGAUACGGAGGAAACACAGAUGGACCCAAUCAUGACCCGCAAAUGUCUCAGCCACAAUCUACUUUUGUACCCUCAGAAUGGCAUGACAAAGUCACCUCAGAUAACUUCCAACCAACCGACACGCAUGUGCGAAAAUCUCCCUCCAAGUUCAAUCGCUCUACCAACAAGCCGACGACACGUGGGAGGGGAUUGUCGAGAGCAGGUGACGGCGAAACUGGUUCUUCCAGUGAGAGCUCGACGAGUCGCACACGAGAGCACCGUGACUCAAAAGCGAGUGAAGACGCCCGUGCCAAGGCAAAUGCUUUUCAGCCACCAAAAUUGCCGCAGGAUUGGGCAGCUAGGACGCGACAGAAUCCGGAAAAACUGGCCAACGGGUCACAGCAGCGAAAGGAUGGCAAGCCUCAUGUUGACUCUCAAGAUCCAGCGUAUGUUGUGGUCGAAGAAGAUGUGGAACCCAUGGAUAUUGAUGACUCGCCUCCCAGCAAUGGUAAUGGUGUACAUCAGCCCUCAACCAACGGAGCAUCUCGAAACCCUACAGCAGAGUCAUCACGGUGGUCUUCAAAGCGAUCAUCAAUGAGUGGCGUUGACCUGAGAGAAUUCACUCAGCAUGCUCCAUUUGCUCCUAGUGCAACAGGGCUAAAAGGAAUGGACGACAUUGCCGCGAGCUUACCUUUUGAGUCGCGCGCCGAAGCAAAGGUCGACCUAGAUCGACAGAAUUCAGCAAAUAGAAAUCGGCUUCUCGAUAUGCCCAGACCGCCGAGGACCAUUGAACCUCCGUCGGAAGAUCGUCUAACAGAAGAAAACUUCAUUCGCUACACGAAAAACAUGUCAGCCUACAUGUUGGAGUGGAACAAGUUCAAUGCCAAAAUGCUCGAGCAUUUUCGACACCGCCAGGACCAGGUUUGUGGUCACAUGUCUACGAAUUGGAUCACGAUGCACAGUGACGGGCCGGAUGCGCACGCGGCUGCAGCACAAAUCGAGUCUUCAUCCGUCGCCGCAGGUUAUGCCACGUACAUGCAAUGGCUGGAAGACGACGCCAAGUGUCGGGCGUGGUGGGAUGAGGCAUAUGACAAGCACAUGGCCUCUCUCCGAGAGUUGGGUAGAAUUAGAGAAAAGGCGAAACGUUCAUUGAGGAAAUGAACCGGGUCGUCUGGGAGUUUAUUGAAGCCUUGGAGUAUGGCAGGAUACGUGGAGGUGCAUUCUACUGGAUUAUUGGUUUUGUGACUUUUGUGUUCAAAGAUGAGAGCGGCAUCCUCUCUUAGAAUACUGUCGUGGUGGUUCGACUUUGCUUUAUGAAUGGUUGAUUGGAUUUUUUUCUCUGGCUCCAGGAUGAGACAUGGGAGAAAAUUGACGACAAAUGAUGCAGAGCCAUGUGUCGUAGAAGGACACUAAAUGAGAAUUGAUA
This is a messenger RNA of Exophiala mesophila, 3580 nucleotides long. RefSeq lists its product as uncharacterized. The transcript is spliced from 2 exons. NCBI's taxonomy places the organism in Eukaryota, Fungi, Ascomycota, Eurotiomycetes, Chaetothyriales, Herpotrichiellaceae. Bases 766 to 3315 code for a protein of 849 amino acids. The record is from RefSeq and is a predicted model, not a curated record.